Molecule: messenger RNA, 1534 nt
Organism: Fusarium graminearum PH-1
Lineage: Eukaryota; Fungi; Ascomycota; Sordariomycetes; Hypocreales; Nectriaceae
Exons: 5
Coding region: 289-1326 (345 amino acids)
Cellular component (GO): intracellular anatomical structure
Molecular function (GO): oxidoreductase activity, acting on NAD(P)H, oxygen as acceptor
Source: RefSeq, a predicted model, not a curated record
CCCUAAUUGCUUGAAAUUAACCUGCAUUUCAGUCAUCAUUAUACCAUCAGCAUAUCUUUUCCCCGUUUCGUUCCUGGGCACUAAUCAUAAGCUGCUCAUCCCUGCACCAUCGACGUCAAACUUCACGAGGGGAGCUUCAGCUUCAUUCCCCAGGUACCCUGCCGCCACUUCCACUGAGCUCAUAGCUACCACUGUUCACCUCCAUAAGAACAAUCGAUCCGUCAUUUCUCCCCCUUUUCUCCUCACGCUUUUUCUUCCAUCACAGCACCUCUUCUUUCUUCCACAGCCAUGUCUUUUGCACCUUCUUUGCGUCUCUGUGUGCGGCGUGUUGCUGCUUCACCUGCUAUUCGCCCCUGUUUCACUUUUACUGCUGCGCGAAAGCUUCACAAUGUCCCUCCCCGACAGGACAAACCAGGAAAAUAUGCCCAGACCGAUCCCCAGAUCGAGGUUGAGUACCCAGAAGAUCAUGAGCUCCCUAGCAGUGAGCCUGUCUCUGGCGCUGGUGGCCAGUAUGUGAAGCCAACUCUGCCCACCUUUACACUCGACGGUCAUGUUGGCAUCGUCACCGGUGGUGCACGUGGGUUGGGUCUUGUUAUGGGUCAAGGAAUGGUAUUCUCUGGAUCCAACCUUGCUCUUGUUGAUAUGAAUAAGGAAGAAGCAGAGAAGCAGACUAGCUUGAUCAUUGAAGAGUUCAAAAAGGAGAACCCUCGAGCCCGACGAAUCCCAAAGGUCACUGCCCAUUAUGCUGAUGUAUCUGAUCCUGAAUCUGUCGAGGCUUGUGUAGCCGAGGUUGUUAAGGAGCACGGAAAGAUCGACAACCUGGUCACCUCAGCUGGCUUCACGGAGAACUUCGAAGCCGUUAACUACCCCAUCGACCGUCUCCGUAAGCUUUGGGCUGUUAACGUUGACGGUACAUAUCUCUUUGCAACAUCAGUCGCCAGGCACUUGAUGCAAAGAAAGGCUCCUGGUAGCAUCGUCAUGAUUGGUAGCAUGUCCGGAUCCAUUGUCAACGUUCCUCAGCCUCAGGCUCCCUAUAAUGCCGCCAAAGCCGGUGUGCGCCAUCUCGCUGCUUCCUUGGCCGUCGAAUGGGCUCAGGCAAACAUCCGAGUCAACUGCAUCUCUCCCGGUUACAUGUUGACUGCACUCACUCAGAAGAUUCUUGACGACAACCCGGAUCUCAAGGCCAAGUGGACUUCCCUUAUCCCCCAGGGCAAAAUGGGACAACCACAGGACCUCAUGGGGCCCGUGGCAUUCCUCCUAUCAGAUGCUUCUUCGUAUGUGACUGGUGCCGACAUCCGAGUCGAUGGCGGCUACACCGUUACCUAGAUUCUUUCCAACAAAAGCGAAAAGAAGUUUGGUCAACAUUGCACCGUACUUGGUUUGGUUUAUGCGAGCGAUUUUGGAAUUUGAAAAUGUACCUAAUGGUGGGAGAAAAGGAGGCCACGAUUUUAAGCAUAUCGAAAAGGAGUUAAUUACAUAUUACUGCUGAAGAUAAGGAUGCCUCUUUAACUUAACUCUGGUUCUAUAGUAUAAU